AUGUCGACGUGGCCAGCGGGCGCCCUGCUGCUGCCGCUCGUCCCGUUCAGCGUGGCUCCGUCGGUGAACUUGGCGGGCAUCAUCACUCGACUCGUCUCAUCCCUCUUGAUAGCCCUCUCCCUCGUCCUCCUCACCCGCCUCGUCUUCUUCCCGCCUGUCAAGCGAUCUCUAACUCUCACCGAACUCAACACCCUUCUGAACCGGCACGAGAACGGCGGGACAGGCGUCGUCGCGCGCAAAUGGCGGAGACGGUUCUUUGCGCCUGUGAGGUACGGCGACGAGGAUGAGUUGGCGGGCAGCGGGAUUGAGGGAAGCGAGGACGAGUUCGUCGAGUGGACCUUCUCGUCGAAGCCUACGCCCGACGGUCUGCGAGGCUGUCUCAAGCGGGUUGUUCUGGAGACGAGCGUGGAAAAGAGGGUCGAGGUUGCGGAAGUCGAGAAGGAGGGACGCUCGUCGCCUGCGCCUCGCUCGGCGAAGAGCGUGCGAGUUGUCGAACCCAAUCUCGACGACGUCCGUGCACUACGGGAGCUCUGGGCGUCAGCAGAGAUGCAGGGACCUGGAGGUCUCGGCGGGAUAGGCGGAUACCGGCGCACGAGGGACUUUUACUCGAAGAGCCAAGGCGGGACGGCGGUGGUCAAGGGGACUACGGAUGUUGCGCCAGUCGUGCUGAAGAAGGUGGCAGGGCCGGGGAGCGUGAUAUCCGCCACGAAGGAGGACGAGUCGGAAACCGUCACGGAGGACGAGGACGAUGCCGACUCUGCGCCCUCAAAACCUCGACGAGCCUCGCGAGUCUCGUCUCUCGCCUCAUCCACUGCUCGCUCCUCCUCACUCUCCCCUUCACCCGCCACUCGCCGGCAACGAACCCUCUCUCCGACUUCUUCCUCCACCCGCUCCGGCUCGCCCGCCUUCUUCGUCGGCGCAGCAGCGAAGUCCUCUCCCUCUCGCCGAAGAGCUCUCAGCCCUACCCUCGGUACCUCGCCGCGCUCGUCUUCGCUCUCGCCCGGUCCGCCGUCCGACCGAGCUGUCGUUCCGAAGUGGCUCAAGACGAAGAAUGGCAAGCUUGCUUCACCUGCGCCGUCGAAGCUGGGGCGGGGCGGCGGUGCAGACGAGGCGGAGACGACCGAGGAAGAGUUUGACGAGGCUGAGGCAGAAUCGGCAACACCGCCGCCGACAAGUCUCGCCUCGACCCUCGCCGGCAUCGCCGCAGUCGCAGCAGCGAUCCCUCCCAUCCCUUCCGACGCAUCAAUCGCCGCCGCACCUCUCUCGUCUCCCGCCUCCGUCCUGAGCGGCGGUGAGUCUCCGCAAGAAUCGCCGACUCCCGCGCCAAAGUACAUUUCGGCACGCCCGCCAAAACUCGCUGUGACGACUUCUCCGCCUCUCGAAGUUCGCAAAAAGCCGCUUUCGCCUCUCGGGUCUUCGUUGCCUUCUCCACCUGCCUCGCCUCUCUCGCAGCAACCAAAACCUUCGCCAGCAACCGCCUCUCCAGCUACCAACCCACCGGUCUGCCCGCCCUCUCCCGUCUCACCCUCACCUUCACCCUCGCCCUGCGUCAAAGCCGAACGCCGCCUCAGCCUCCGCGUCCAACAAUCCCUCAAAAACAGAACGCACAACACCGUCCGCGGCGCAGCUUGA
This is a messenger RNA of Rhodotorula toruloides NP11, 1632 nucleotides long. RefSeq lists its product as uncharacterized. The record is from RefSeq and is a predicted model, not a curated record. The transcript is spliced from 2 exons. Bases 1 to 1632 code for a protein of 543 amino acids. NCBI's taxonomy places the organism in Eukaryota, Fungi, Basidiomycota, Microbotryomycetes, Sporidiobolales, Sporidiobolaceae.